AUGGAUGACACCGCCGCCGCCGGGGAAGCGGCCGCCCGGGACGGGCAGACAGCCCUCGCGCUCCGCCUCGCCAAGCACCUCGCGCCUCCUCCGCCCGGGGCGGGGGCGGACGACGACGGCUCCGCCGCCAGCAACGCCAACGCCAACGUCGCGUUCUCGCCGGUGUCCGUGCACGCGGCGCUGGCGCUGGCGGCCGCGGCCGCGCGCGGCGCCACGCUGGCGCAGCUGCUCGCCUUCCUCGGCGCGCCGUCGGCCGAGGCGCUCGCCGGCUUCGGCCGCCGCGUCGCGGGCAGCGUCCUCGCCGACCGGUCCGGCGGCGGCGGGCCGCGCGUGCUCUACGGCGGCGGCGUCUGGGUGGACGCCUCCCGCGGCGGGCUCACGGACGCGUUCCGCGACGUCGCUGCCGAGUCCUACAGGUCGGAGGCGCGAACCGUCAGCUUUACCAACAAGCCCGAGGCAGCUGUGAAGAUGAUCAACGAUUGGGUGAAGAAGGCCACCAACAACCUCAUCGACACCGUCAUCUCCGCCAGCGACGUCGACGCCACGACCGACCUCGUGCUCGCCAACGCGGUCUACUAUAAGGGCGCGUGGCUGGCGCCGUUCAUCCCCGACAACACACGGCGCAGCGCGUUCCACCGCCUCGACGGCGGCGUCGCAGAGACGGAGUUCAUGACUGGCCGCCGCCCCUUUAUGGACGUGGCGUGCAUGGACGGGUUCAAGGUCCUCAAGCUCCCCUACAAGCCCGGCGCCGCUCCACGGACGCGGUACUCCAUGUUCGUCUUCCUCCCGGACGCACGCGACGGCCUCUCGACCAUGGUGGACGUGGUCACCGCGUCGCCGGCGUAUCUGUACGGCAUCUUGGCGGAGAUGAAGGAGAAGCAUGUCAGCAUCCAGCUGCCCAAGUUCGAGAUCUCCUUCAGCUGGAGUGACCUCAAGCGCGACCUCGGCCGGCUGGGUCUCUCGCUGCCGUUCUCACAGGAGGUCGCCGACCUGCGCGGCAUGUGCAAGGGGGACGACGUCGCCGGCGGUGCACGGCGGCCGACGUUCCUGUCCAAGGUCGCGCACAAGGCGGUAGUCAAGGUGAACGAGGCGGGAACGGAGGCAACCGCAGCCACCCUGUCUUUGUGUGGUGGGGGCGGGCCGCCGCCAGACGUCAUCGAGUUCACCGCCGACCAUCCCUUCACCUUCUUCAUCAUGGAGGAGCUGUCGGGGGUGAUCGUGUUCGCGGGGCACGUCCUCGAUCCAACCAAGUGA
This is a messenger RNA of Panicum hallii, 1254 nucleotides long. Its product is annotated as putative serpin-Z5. The coding region runs from base 1 to 1254 and encodes 417 amino acids. Gene Ontology annotation, molecular function: serine-type endopeptidase inhibitor activity. Lineage: Eukaryota; Viridiplantae; Streptophyta; Magnoliopsida; Poales; Poaceae. The record is from RefSeq and is a predicted model, not a curated record. The transcript is spliced from 2 exons.